CCGCACUUUGGCAGGCUGUGUGCAGGACCAAUGUUUUUAAGUAUAAAUAUACUACUUGUAUGGUAUUGAAUAAUGUGAUUAAUCAAGACAUUCAUAUAGAAUGAGUGGUAUAAGUAAAGGUGAGGUGCUUAGUGCAGUAUCACCAUGUGGGAAGUUCGUUGGAAUCGUUCUGAUAGCACGUCUGACGGUAGAGAUAUACGCCGUUGAGUCAUCGAGUGUUUAUCGUUCCUAUGAUCUUAAUGAUAGCUUAAGAGAUGUGUACGGCAAUGGAGUAGAGCAAAUGGGUAAUGUGAAGUCAUUGGUGUUAACUCAGUUCACAUGGGAACCUGUCAGUGUGGGUUUACAGUCGUCUAAGUUUGGUGUAGUUGUGGAUAACUAUGCUGUGUUAUUGAUGUUUGAUAUUCGUGAUGACCAUAAUAAACCCAUAAUUAUUCAGCAACUGAUGGUUGAAGGCAUUGAUAGGUUUCAAUGGAUACCUGAAGCUAUUGGAGACGAUGAAAAGCAAUCUGGGGGAGGUGGAUAUGUUAAUUGUAAACAAGUGGUUGUUUUCACGAAAUUCAAUUUACACAUGAAGCUCUACUCACUUGAUUGUACGCAUAUCUUAGUUACCAUAUUAAAGCCGUUGACCAAUGAGAUAUUGAUUAGACCUAAUAAGGGCAACAAGUAUUGGUCUAUAGUGGCUAGUCCCGUGGAAUAUAAUGCCCAUUGUUCUAUAUAUCAUUUCUAUAAUAAAGGUUCAAUCAGUUCUUUAUUCCAAAUCCAGAAAUUACCAUUCAGCAUAAUCACAGCUUGUUCAAUCCAUUGGUCAUCAUCUGGUAGUUGGUUAAGUUUCUUUGAUGAAUCUAGUAAGUUGUAUGGAUUUGAAAUGAAUGUGGUGCCGUUUCUAUCUACCCAAUUGGGUGGAGAGACUACUACCACCACUACUACUAAUGCUGAACCUAUAUUGACUAUAAAACAUCUUAGUGAUGAACUUCUGACAUCUUCAGGAAAGGUAGAGCUUGCUAAUACUAAUUAUGUUGAUUCCUGGAUUAACACCAAAUCCAGCACUAAUGAUAAUAAUGAGUGCAUACUUGUUGCAUCUAUCAGUGACAGAUAUGAAUUCGAAUUACUUGUAUAUUCCAUAAGUACUUUAAGGUUAGUAAGGAAGACAGGAUUUAAUCAGGAAGUAUAUGGUACUGGAUGGGUUCAAACGGCAGAUUCUAAUGCUAUUAAAUAUCGACAAUCUACAAAUAUUACCCUUGCAGAUACGACUAUUAAGAAGAUCCACAGCGAACACUCUACGGUGAUAUUACAGGUGCUGAAUACAGUGAUUAUAUUGCAAUUGAUAGAUGGACCAGAACUAAAAUAUAUUACAUCGAUCCAGUAUAACUCAGAUAUAGUAAGUGUUUCAUUUGUUAAUUCUAAUCUGUUUGUUGUAGUUACUGAUACUCAUAUCAUUGAUUAUGAUCUAACUACUAAUAAACUUCUGAUUCCUUAUAGUGGAACUACAUCUACUCUUAAAGAUGCAACAGCUGGUGAAGAAAGAUUAAUCAUUCUACAGGAUAAUAAGUGGCAGGUAAUAAAUAAAGGAACUAAAUCAGAAUCAGAAACAGAUUUCAAACCACAAGUAUUUCCACGACUUAAGAGAAAUCGUCCUGAUACUACAAAUAGAUUAACAUUGUUAUCUAAUAGCUUUACAGCCGAUGAAAUUACAGAUACAUUUGAUGUACGGAAACGUCCCAAACGUUCAGUGAUAUAAUCAUAAGUAUCAUUUAUUAAU
Molecule: messenger RNA, 1759 nt
Organism: Scheffersomyces amazonensis
Lineage: Eukaryota; Fungi; Ascomycota; Pichiomycetes; Serinales; Debaryomycetaceae
Exons: 1
Coding region: 101-1738 (545 amino acids)
Source: RefSeq, a predicted model, not a curated record